Aspergillus ibericus CBS 121593 is the source of this 1434-nucleotide messenger RNA. Its product is annotated as NAD(P)-binding protein. Bases 250 to 990 code for a protein of 246 amino acids. Gene Ontology annotation, molecular function: oxidoreductase activity. The record is from RefSeq and is a predicted model, not a curated record. NCBI's taxonomy places the organism in Eukaryota, Fungi, Ascomycota, Eurotiomycetes, Eurotiales, Aspergillaceae. The transcript has a single exon.
UAUCUUCAGACAUCCUCGUUAUGACGCGACACCAUCAUCUCCGACUCUGAAAAGAUGAAGCCCAUAUGGGGAGCUCAUUGUGAUAGUUUAUGCUGACCAGAAGCAUCCUAGGUGGCGGCACACCUUAACGCCGGUCGAUCUCCGGUCGAUCUCCGGCUUCGUCCGCGAGCCAGAUUGAUCUAUAUAAAGGAGCUGACUGCGACCAUGAGUGACGAUCAAUAGUUAUUAAAAUCAUUCAAUUCCACAAAAAUGCCUCUCUCAGACCGCAUUAUCCUCAUCACCGGCGCUUCCAAGGGCAUCGGAAAAGCCAUCGCCCAACGUCUCGCCGCCGCCGGGGCGACCAUCAUAAUCAACUAUCUCAGCGACGCCAACGGCGCCAACGAUCUCGUAAACGAGAUUGGGUCAUCCCGCGCCCUAGCCGUCCAAGCUGAUGUCUCCAAGCCCUCUGAAAUUCGUCGCUUAGUGGAUACCGCCGUGUCACGUUUUGGCCGCAUAGACACUAUAAUCCCCAAUGCGGGAAUACUACCAAUGAAAGACCUAGCCGCUACCACAGAGAGUGACUUCGACGCUGCAUUCGCGCUGAAUGUCAAGGGCCCAUACUUUCUAGCUCAGGAAGCUGUGAAACAUAUGCCUCCGGGUGGAAGGGUGGUCUUCAUCUCGUCGACCGUGGCGGCGUUCUCGGGGGUGGCGCCAGCAUACUUGCUUUAUGCGUCGACCAAGGGCGCCAUUGAGCAGAUGACAAGAUUGAUGGCGAAGGACCUGGCGAAGAAGAACAUCACAGUCAAUGCAGUCGCGCCGGGACCAACGAAAACAGAGAUGUUCAUGAAGGGAAAGUCGGAGCAGCUGAUAAAGGGAAUUGCAGCCUCAAAUCCGUUUGGUAGAAUUGCGGAGCCUGAGGAAAUGACCGGGAUCAUUGCAUUUUUGUGUGGAGGGGAAAGUGGAUGGAUGACGGGACAGGUGGUGAGAGUGAAUGGAGGGAUGCAUGUAUAAAGAAGCGUUGUGAUAUUUUGCUUGGAAGCUGUGUGGAAGUAAUCAGCAUAUACCCCUUGGGGAUCAGACAGUGGUAGGGAAAGAACCCAGAAACAGAUCCUGUAUAGAGAUGGCCAUGUGAAAUGAGGAUAUGGAACAAGUAGUGGUCGGAUAGAGGAAGUGUAGGAACUCUCCACGAUCAGGUGAUCCGGUCACGCUUCUUUCCCUAUAUCAAGGUUGCCUGUAGCCUGCUUUCAUCAUCUUCUGGUUUUAGUCUAUCACAACAGACCUGAUCUCAUUAAUCUCAUCAACUCUCAUCGAAUUCCCAUGAAAUUUCCGACCUGAGCGUGCAUAUACAUCUUCAGCGAUUAACGUGUUACAUCUAUUGAUCAGUUGUCACUCUGAAGGAGAAUCAUUGGUAUUAUACUAUCCACAGGAAGUCGAGCAUUAGUCUUCAUACCACAU